ACCAACCUCAGCAUUGCACCCAGGCUCUAGGGUUCCACUCAGUUGUUCUCCUGGGCCGCCUGUGUGGAUGCCUGACAGGUGAGUUCCGUGACCUGACAGAGGACGCCUGGACACAGAAACCUGCAGUGAAGAGCCUGAGACCUGCUUUGCCACACUGGCUCAGUCCCCCAGUGGUGGCUCUCUACAACCUGCUGCUGGGCAACUGUGCUGUGGAGACAGUGUCCCAUCCUUCCCCUGAUAUGUUUAGAAGCCUUCACUCAGUUCACAGUCUCCGCCUUCCAGAGGGAGGGACUACAGCCAUCUGCAGGGUACCACGAGGCAGUCGCUGGAGUUGACAGCCAAGGUGCCUGGCAUUUUUUUGAAUCUGUGAGCGGGUCCUCUGGAGCGCAGCACUGAAUCCUCAUCGAUUCUCUUCGCAGCUUGAUUACACCUGCUGCUCAGGGUAUGGCAAAGAAUGCAGCCGCUGAGCAAAAUCUUUCCACACUGGCUCUGUGGCCUUUCGUUCUACUGUGCUGUCUGUGGUCCUUGCUGUCUUCAGAGGCUGCUGCUGUUUGCUGUGUCUUCACAGUUGGCAGGUCAGGGUCUGGACCAUGGAGUUACAAUCAGUCAGUACAAGGCCAACCAGAAGGGACUUUUCUUCUCUACAAGGGCAAGAAGUGUCAUGCCAUUGAUGUUCCAAGAAACAGACCAAAUAACAUGACAGUCUGCGAAAAACUGGUUAACACUUUGAAAGAUGAAGAUUACCUUUUCAAAGAUGUGCUGUAUCACGUAAGGCAGGAGGAGAAAAUAACCAAAGAGCCCCUCAUUCUGCAGGCCAAGAUAUGUUGCUGGAAUGAAGGAGAUGGACGUUUCAACAGAUCCUGGGACUUGAGCCUCAAUGGACCUAAAACAUUCCAUAUUGACUCAAAUACUAACAAGGGGCCUGAAAUGGAUUCUAGAUGCAACUGGACAGAAGAGAUGGCAGAGAAAAUCAAGAAAGUAAAUGACCUCUUAAACAGGACCUCACAGGGCGAAUGCAGAAGCUGGGUUAGGAAGUCCAAGUUGCACUGUGAAGAAAAUUUGGAGCCUACAGCCUUACCGCGAACUACCCCUGGUGUGGACCAGCAUUCUUCCUUGGCCACCAAGCCCAACUUCUUUGUCCUGCUGAUACUCCUCCCUUCCAUUUUUAUGUGUCUUCUGAGAAUCCUCCACAAUCACAGGUUGGAGAUGCUCCAGAGAACAUGAGGAGAAUUCAUCCGGUUCAGCCACUUUUCCUCAGCCCUUUUCUCCCUUCUCCUCUGCAUCAACCAGAGGAAUCGUCAUGUUCCUGGCAUAACAUUUCAUGUUCUUUCUACUCUGUGGUAGUUUGGGCCCUUUCUUAUCACCUGGUACUCCUCUUGGUGCUCCCUGGUGGGAAUUUGCAGUUAAUAUAGACCUACUUGAAGUUGUUAUGUAUCCUUACAAGCACAGAAACGGGAUAACCAGAGCUCCUUAGCGGGAAGGUGAGGUUUUUACUCCUGUGUAUAUAACUUGUCAGUAUCUAUGUCAGUGUGAGACACACUAGUAGGAGCCUGUACGAAGCAGCUUCUCUUCUUUCUUGGAAAGAAGAACUAUAUCUGCCAUUGUCAUAUGGCUACACAUGUCAGGAGAGAACUAUUUUAUAAAAGUGAUAUUUUAAUAGUAUUACUAUUGUGAGAUUAGUUUGUGUGACACGCACCAGGCAGUCUGUCAAGGGCUGCAAACGCAGGUGCAGAGCAGAGAACUCGGGAGCUGCUCAGUGCAGCAGGCCGGCUGCCCCUGCAGUGGCCUCUGGUGGUGAAAGCCUGAAGGUCCUGAAGCUGUCACUGCUGAGUCCACACCCUCUGAUGCAGGUUCCCAGUUAGUUAGUGGUGCUCUCCACUGCACAGAGAAGCGUCUCUCUUCAGAGCAAGACCUGUGCAGCCACAAUGCACUAACACUCACACAUACAUACAGUGCGCACACAUGUACACACACGGUGACAGCAAAUAAAAACAACAAUAACAAUAACAAUAAUAAGGAUUCUAAAAUAAAUGGAGAAUAUAAAGUGUAUAAUUCACUACUGAAAACAAUUGCUUUGAAGCAGCGUCUCCCUGUGUAGACCAGGCUGGCCUGGCGCUCACAGAGAUCCUCCUGCCUCCACUUCCUCAUCAUUAGGCUUAAAGGCGUUUGCCACCAUGCCUGACUGAUACUGGACUUUAAGCUCUUAUGCUGUGCUAUUAAAGUGUUAGAGCUUCAAAACUGACUGUUUCACCAAAUUAAUAGUAAUUUAGCGGCAUUAAGUAGACUGCCACUAUUAAAGAACCUGAGGUGUCACUGCAGGAGACCUGCAACAGCUAAUCACAGGAAACCGAACCCCAGGACUCGGUGUUUAGGGAAGUCAGUGUCAACUCUAAGAGGGCUCAAGACCUUGGCACAACUGACUCCAUGAUGGUGUCAUUCAGGCUGUAAAACUCAGCACACAGACAGCACCACCUGCCAAACGAAAGCAAGGACCUAAUCCAUCAAAGUCCGUAGUUCUGGGAAAGUCUCUAAAUGUACUAACCUUGCUUUUUGGCUUCUGUAGUUCUGUUUCUUGCUAGCUGCUCCUGUUAACUUAAGAAUGUCAACCCAGAACGUGGUUUUUGUGCUUAAAGCUCUCCCCGAUAAAGGGUCCUUGCUACAGUGGGAUCCUGAACACCCAGAAUAGUCACAGGCUAGCUAAUACAGCCUAUUAGCUAGCCUGUGACUAUGGGCUAAACACCACAUUUGGGGGUGUGGAGAGGACAAAGGAGAUACUGUGGUCAGGAUGUAAGUAAACAAUUUAAUUAAAAAAUGGAAUCUCAAGAAAUAAGGGGGAGAUAGUAAGACCCGGAGAGGAUAGGAGCUCCACAAGCAUAGCAACAGAACCCAAAUAUCUGGGCACAAUUAGAAAGGGGUCCUUCCUAAGAUUGAUACUCCAACCAAGGUUCAUUCAUGGAGAUAACCUAGAACCCCUGCUCAGAUGUAGCGAAGGGUAACAGGGACUGUUUUUGACAUGAACUCAGUGGCUAGCUCUUUGACUGCCUCCCCUGGAUGGGAGAGCAGCCUUGCCAGGCCACAGAGGAGGACAAUGCAGCCAGUUCAGAUGAGACUGGAUAAGCCAGGGUCAGAUGGAAGGGGAGGAGGACCUCCACUAUCAGUGGACUUGGAGA
Messenger RNA from Meriones unguiculatus (Mongolian gerbil), 3170 nucleotides. Its product is annotated as UL-16 binding protein 5-like. Lineage: Eukaryota; Metazoa; Chordata; Mammalia; Rodentia; Muridae. Gene Ontology annotation, biological process: immune response; antigen processing and presentation of endogenous peptide antigen via MHC class I via ER pathway, TAP-independent; antigen processing and presentation of endogenous peptide antigen via MHC class Ib. The transcript has 5 exons. The record is from RefSeq and is a predicted model, not a curated record. Gene Ontology annotation, cellular component: external side of plasma membrane. Bases 445 to 1224 code for a protein of 259 amino acids.